This is a messenger RNA of Papaver somniferum (opium poppy), 543 nucleotides long. RefSeq lists its product as uncharacterized. The transcript has 2 exons. Lineage: Eukaryota; Viridiplantae; Streptophyta; Magnoliopsida; Ranunculales; Papaveraceae. The coding region runs from base 34 to 462 and encodes 142 amino acids. The record is from RefSeq and is a predicted model, not a curated record.
CUGAAAAUUGGAGAUGGAGUUGUGACUACAGAGAUGCAAGAGAAUGUUAUGGCUUUUAAGGUGCAAUCUGAUCAACGCCUACUUAAUAGUGCUUAUGAUCCCAACAAGUACUGCAAAACUUGCAGCAGACAAGGACACUCUGAUGAUGGCUGUUUUAAGAUUAUUGGAUAUCCAGAAUGGUGGGGAGACAGACCAAAGAAUGGAAGAGGAGGAAGAACUGGAGGAAGAGGACGUACUGGAAGAGGAGGUAGAGGACAAGGAGGAAAUCCUGUUCGUGCUCAUAACCUGCAUAUUUCGGCAGCAAAGGAGAGUGCUGGUGCUGGUACGUCAUCAGCUGAUGGAACGGGUCUAGUAGGAGUUACAGCAGCACAAGUUCAAGAGGUGAUGGAGUUUUUAAACUCAAGAAAGUCUGGUUCUCAUCUACAAGGACCGGUCUACGAGGAGGAUGAUUGGAGUGGCUGAGAGACAAGGUGGACUAUAUAUUUUCUGUGGUGUGCCGCAUGUUGAAGUUAUGGUUGUGCAUGAAGAUUCAUAUGAGUUGUG